Messenger RNA from Marchantia polymorpha subsp. ruderalis, 2935 nucleotides. The record is from the annotation of a GenBank genome assembly. NCBI's taxonomy places the organism in Eukaryota, Viridiplantae, Streptophyta, Marchantiopsida, Marchantiales, Marchantiaceae.
UAACUUAUUUGAACGGGUUUGACCUGCGCUGUGCUGGAUGCCUGUAACGGGGGCCGCAACGAGGCGCCCAUAAUUGGCACCACCGAGCAUGGUGUCAAACGUGGGAUACGGCAGUCGCCAGCAGCAGCAGGAGGAGCAGCAGGAGGAGCAGCAGUAGUAGUUGAAGUGGAAGCAGAGGACGUAGUGUUGGAAAGUGGCCGCAGGUCACUUCCCUUUUUCCUCAUCUGGGCUCGACUUCAAUCUGCGCUGGAAUCGCAGCCCUACGAAACUGACACUCACUUUUGCUGAUAAUCGUGGAAGUGGGGAAGCGAGGGAAGUCAGGACGGAGCUCGACUGGUUUUCCUUCCCGGACCGCCCACGCAGAUCUCCACUGUGAGUGGAGGAGGAGAAGGAAGAAGAGAAGGAGCCAUGGUGUUGUCUGAGACGCUGCACGAGACUUAAACGCGAGAUAGAGUGUAACAAUUUAGAAGGGGACUGGAAAUUAGAUUUGAAGGGCAGGGCAGGGCAGGAGGGCACCAUGGGAGCGACAGUCGACAUAGAUGACGCCCUGAAGGUCCUUCUUCGCAGUUGAUGAUGGAAGAUGACAUGGCAGGAUUCAGCAGCGGCGAACUUUGAGUGACUGCCCUUAUUGCUUGCGAUCAUCACCUCAACGCGGAACUGGACCAUAGUAGUCAGAUUCAUGCGCUUAACAUGAAUAGAGAGAAAGAAUUGGGUUAUAGUUGAAAACCAGAAAAUUUUGUGACUUGAGUAAAGCCAAAAUGGAGAACAAUGAUAUAUUCAACAAUUCCACGGCCCAGCUGACUGUUCAUGACUUUCUCGAUCGCAUGCGCCAUCCUUCUGCUGCUGAUCUCGUCCGAUCCAUUAAAACUUUUAUAGGGGAAUUUCUGAAUAAUCCUCCUGAUCCGGAAAAGGAUAGUCAAAGUGUACAAGGGUUUCUUGCAAGCACUGAAAGUGUUUUCAGAGAGCAUCCUUUGUGGGCCACUGCGACUGAGGAGGAGUUCGAAAGUUCUGGCGAGGGUCUCGAGAAGUACUUAAUGACUAAGCUCUGGCCACGGGCUUUUUCACCUGUUCCAGAGGAUGCAGAAAUAGACCAACGACUCUCAGAAAAGAUGACUAUACUGCAAGAGUUCAUACGCCCAGAGCACCUUGACAUACCUAAGAACUCACAGAAUGAAACUUCUUGGCUGCUGGCUCAGAAAGAGCUGCGGAAAAUUAAUACUUACAAGGCUCCUCGUGACAAGCUGGUUUGCAUUUUAAAUUGCUGCCGAAUAAUCAACAACCUUCUGGUGAAUGUUUCCAUGGCAUCAAACGACAACCCACCAGGAGCAGAUGACUUUCUGCCUGUCCUGAUAUACGUAGUCAUCAAGGCAAAUCCUCCCCAGUUGCACUCAAAUCUUCAGUACAUUCUACGCUAUCGCCAUCAGGGACGGCUUGUUUCAGAGGCAUCGUACUUCUACACCAACCUGGUCUCAGCUGAGUCAUUUAUCCAGAACUUGGACUCUUCCUCCCUUUCUAUGAAUCCUGCUGAGUUCGAAAAGCGUAUGCAAGCGGGUCGUCUGGCAAUCGAGGGAGUAAAUGGAGUUUCGUCUCCGUCCGUUAACGCUAACAAGGAGGUGACUGCCUCGGACGUAUCUCUUCAAAAGAGAACGAAGUCUCCAUCAAAACCUGUACUUGGUACAGAAAGCGACCGAGUGCCGGGUGCGAAAAAAGAGGAGCAAGUCGUCACAAAAGAUGCCCCGGCGGAAGCCGUAGGUGCACCUGCUGUUCUUUCUGCAGAUAAACUUGAAGCAGGGGCAGCGGCCCUAGUCAUGGAGGCUGAUAAAUCAGGACAGCUGAGCAAGGACUACCCAUUUCUUUACUCUAGUGCUGGAGAUUUGAGAGUUAUGGAUGUAGAAGAAUUGUUGCACGAGUACAAGGAACUGGUCCUACGGUAUGUAGCCCUUCGGAAAGCUGUAGAAAGCUCAGUGAUAUCUGAGAAGCCUUCCACCAUCGUGCAAAAACAGGACGCUGAAACCCAAGACGAGGUUCCAGGAGAAAGCUCAGCGGGCUCUGACAAGCCUUCCACCGUUGUGCCAAAACAGGAAACUGAAACUCAAGACGCUGUUCCCCUUGAUAGAAGUGAUGCGGUGCUUUCUGGAAUUUCUGGAACAACGCUAUCGACUUCUCAGCCUUCUGCAAACUCCGACCUUAGAGACGAGGUCUCUGCAGGGGAGCUGGUCGAUGCAGAAGUAAUUGACUCCAACCUCGAAGCGCAUGUGUUGCACAAAGGGGAUACAACACCACCUCAUGUAGGCACUACCACAUCGGAAGAGGUGUCCCCGGACAAGACUAUACGUCCAUUGUCUCCCUCUCAAAAGUUGAUGGCACUUGCGGAUGCAGAGGAUGUAUCUGACCUUCAAGGCCUCGAUACCAGAGACUUAGGCCCUCUCGAAGUUGCCGAAGAGAAGAAAGGCGUUGGCAAGACUGAGCUGGAAAAUCUUGACGAAAGUAACGACAAGCCCAAUGAAAUUACUGCCUCCCACGAAGGCUCUCCCAGGACUCAAUCGAGGUUAGAAGAGCAAUCACCCCCCUCGUAAGGCUAAACUGUAACAACCGUUUUUAUUUGGAGUAAACUGUGUGAAAUAUCGCUUGCCAUGAUGCCAUGUACAAGCCGCUGUCAUUCCACUCGGACGUUUCCGUGUGUCUGAGUGCUGCGAGAUUCGAGGGUUCUUGUCACCAAAUUCCACAUCUGCUCAUUUUGAAUUGGUUGCUUCACGUUUGAUGUGGUUGUGUACGAUUGUGAGAUAGGCAGAUAGUGCAUUUGCCGGUACAAUUUGGGAAGGCUUGUGUAUAUAUGUGUCGGGCACGUUCGGGAUUCUCUACCCAACAUAUGUAUCCAUUACAUUCUAUUUGCCUCGAAGUAAUAAAAAGUUGUCGCCCCCGCUCUUCGCUCUUC